Alligator sinensis (Chinese alligator) is the source of this 1238-nucleotide messenger RNA. It is a transcript of the gene TINF2, whose product is annotated as TERF1 interacting nuclear factor 2. Lineage: Eukaryota; Metazoa; Chordata; Crocodylia; Alligatoridae. Gene Ontology annotation, molecular function: telomeric repeat DNA binding. Gene Ontology annotation, biological process: regulation of telomere maintenance via telomere lengthening; telomere capping. The record is from RefSeq and is a predicted model, not a curated record. The transcript is spliced from 11 exons. Gene Ontology annotation, cellular component: shelterin complex. The coding region runs from base 130 to 1209 and encodes 359 amino acids.
ACCGGUCAAGUGCCCGCGUGCCCGGACGUGACGUACCCGCAUGCCCGGACGUGACAGGCUAAGGGCGGGGCGCGUGGCGGCCUGAAAGGUGCCGCGGGAAACUUGGAGCUCUGGGCCUACACGCCGGUCAUGGCCGGAAGUGACAAAGGGGGAGACGGGGCGGCGCUGGGGCUGCGGCUGGCGCUGGCGGCGGCCUGGCACGUGGUGCGGGCUCGGCAGACCCGGGACUACCCGCAGGCACUGGGGCUGCUGGAGGCUGUGGGGCAGGCGGCGCCCGAUGCCGUUGCUUUCCGGCACUAUGCUAAGCUGUGCCUGGGCCUGCAGGCCGCGGUGAUCAUGAAGAUGCUGGAGGAGGAGGAGCCGGAUGAGAAGAUCUAUGAUGCUGUGGACACCUACUUUCCUGAGGGCAAGCCUAAACAGCACCCCCUUGCUACCCCCCGGGACAUUGAGAUAGUGACAGAGGCCCAGGAGGCCUUCCGGGACCAAGUGCUGGGGCUGCUGAGCAACCGACAGGCCAGGGAGAGGUACCUGGAGGGGCAGCUGGAGGCUGAGUACGGAGAGGCUUUUCUGCGUAUGCUGGAGCAGCUCUUCUAUGAGUACCUGCUACGACUGGAGAGUGCCUUGCCCCUGCCCAACGUGAGCCAGCUGUAUGAGAUGGCUUGGAGCCAGUGCCCCCUACCUCAGGCUACACAGUGCCCUAAGGAGCUGCGCCUCCUGACCCGCUAUCUGGUGGAUGUGGGGCACCAGAGUCAGGGCCCCCUCCCCCAGCCCCCUCGCGCCAACACGCCCACCUCCACCCAGCAGCAGCCUGUGCAGCUGGCACCCCAGCCAGCACCUGGGUCCCUCCAGCACCCGCUCAGGCUGGCCCAGAGCAGCAAAGACCCUCCCCGUAGACGCAGACUGUACAGCCAGAUGCCCAGGGACCAGAAGCAGGGUGGGCACCAGAUUCUCAGUAACCCCAGGCAUCCAGACACGGUACAGGACGUAGUGUGGGACUCUGCUGAUGAAGAGAGCAGCUUCCUCUGCUGGAAGGCCACCUGCCAGCACACCCAGCACCACACCCUGAUCCCCACCUUCCAUGACCACCUAGGCUCUCCCAGCACUGGGUGCCUGAGCUGUAUGGACCCUGUCUUGCCUUCACAGGGCAGCCCCCAGCUGUGGGGCACAGACACUGGCUUCCCAGAGGCACCACGCAGUGUUUCUUGCUGACACCCAAUAAACAUGGGCAGUGGUUGCCA